AUGUCGGGGUCCUACGAUGAAUCUGCUGCUGCUGCUGACGACGCUAUGGACAGCUUUUGGGAGGUGGGGAACUACAAGCGUGCCGUCAAGCGGAUUGACGACGGCCACCGGCUCUGCAAUGACCUCAUGGGCUGCCUUCAGGAACGUGCCAAGAUUGAGAAGGCCUAUGGUGACCAGCUGACCGCCUGGUCCAAGAGAUGGAGACAGCUGAUCGAGAAAGGACCACAGUAUGGCACCGUGGAGAGGGCGUGGCUGGGUGUGAUGACCGAGGCUGAGAAGGUGAGUGAGCUGCACCAGGAGGUGAAGAACGGCCUGCUCAACGAAGACCUGGAGAAGGUCAAGAACUGGCAGAAGGAGGCGUACCACAAGCAGAUGAUCGGAGGCUUCAAGGAGGCCAAAGAGGCCGACGAGGGCUUCAAGAAGGCCCAGAAACCAUGGGCCAAGAAGCUCAAAGAGAUGGAGACUGCUAAGAAAACAUACCACAUGGCGUGUAAGGAGGAGAAAUUGGCCGCCACCCGCGAGGCAGAUGGGAAGACACAGGCCUCCGUCACAACUGACCAGCAGAAGAAACUCCAUGAGAAAACAGACAAGUGCAAACACGAUGUUCAGAAGGCUAAGGAGAAGUAUGAGAAGUCUCUGUCAGAGCUGAGUGCUGUCACUCCCCCGUACCAGGAGAGCAUGGAGCAGGUGUUUGACCAGUGCCAGCAACACGAGGUCAAAAGGCUCACCUUCCUCAAGGAGAUCCUGCUGGACAUCAAACGCCACCUCAAUCUCACUGAGAACCAAAGCUAUGGCACAGUAUACAGAGAACUGGAGCGCACCAUCCUGGGUGCCAACACACAGGAGGACCUGCAGUGGUUUAGCAACCACCAUGGCCCUGGCAUGCAUAUGAACUGGCCAAUGUUCGAGGAGUACAACCCAGAUGCUACUGCUGCUGUUGUUAAGAGGGAGAAGGUGCAGAAGCCGGCUGGGGCCCCACCGACCCCCAGCACUGACCAUGUGGCACCACCUGGAGACCGUGGCAGUGUGAGCAGCUAUGAAAAGAACCAGGCCUACUCCACUGAGUGGUCCGAUGACGAUGCGCCUGCAGCCUACUCAGGCGGUGAGACCAACGGGGGUGGAAAUGGAAACUCCUUCGAGGAAGACUCUGGCAGUGCAGGGAAAGGAGGUGCUGGGACCGGGACCGCGUCCGGGGUCCGAGUGCGUGCUCUGUAUGAUUAUGACGGACAGGAACAAGACGAACUCACCUUCAAAGCUGGUGAUGAACUGACCAAGACUGAGGAUGAAGAUGACCAAGGCUGGUGUAGAGGUCGCCUGGAUACAGGCCGAGAGGGACUGUACCCGGCCAAUUACGUCGAGGAGAUCUAA
This is a messenger RNA of Salvelinus namaycush (lake trout), 1368 nucleotides long. Its product is annotated as protein kinase C and casein kinase substrate in neurons protein 1-like. The record is from RefSeq and is a predicted model, not a curated record. Gene Ontology annotation, molecular function: protein binding; phospholipid binding. Gene Ontology annotation, cellular component: cytoplasm; plasma membrane; endosome. The transcript is spliced from 9 exons. Bases 1 to 1368 code for a protein of 455 amino acids. Gene Ontology annotation, biological process: plasma membrane tubulation; neuron projection morphogenesis; positive regulation of dendrite development. NCBI's taxonomy places the organism in Eukaryota, Metazoa, Chordata, Actinopteri, Salmoniformes, Salmonidae.